GUAGCUUUGAAUGUCUGACGACACUCGUCAAAAAGCCGCCAUAUUUCUUUCUUGUGUGCGUUGGAUCUCACCGUGUCACGAUGAGUUCCCUCAAGCUGCAGAAGAGGCUUGCAGCCUCUGUUAUGCGAUGUGGUAAAAAGAAAGUGUGGUUAGAUCCAAAUGAAAUCAAUGAAAUCGCCAACACUAACUCGAGACAGAACAUCCGUAAAAUGAUCAAGGAUGGUCUUGUCAUCAAGAAGCCAGUAGCGGUACACUCCCGUGCCCGUGUCCGCAAGAACACUGAAGCCCGCAGAAAGGGUCGUCACUGUGGUUUUGGUAAACGGAGAGGUACUGCAAAUGCCCGAAUGCCACAAAAAGAACUAUGGGUACAAAGACAAAGGGUGCUCCGUAAACUGCUCCUCAAGUACAGAACAGCCAAGAAGAUUGACAGACAUCUGUACCACGCUCUGUACAUGAAGGCGAAGGGUAAUGUGUUCAAGAACAAGCGUGUGCUCAUGGAGUACAUCCACAGAAAGAAGGCUGAGAAGGCUAGGACUAAGAUGUUGAGCGACCAAGCUGAGGCCCGUCGUAACAAGGUGAAGGAGGCCCGCAAGCGGCGCGAGGAGCGUAUCGCGGCCAAGAAGGAGGAACUACUGCAGACGUUCGCGCGGGAAGACGAGGCGGCAGUUACAGCUAAGAAGUAAAAACAUCCAAUAAACGUAUUGGGUAAA
Molecule: messenger RNA, 710 nt
Organism: Aricia agestis (brown argus)
Lineage: Eukaryota; Metazoa; Arthropoda; Insecta; Lepidoptera; Lycaenidae
Gene: RpL19
Product: 60S ribosomal protein L19
Exons: 5
Coding region: 81-683 (200 amino acids)
Biological process (GO): translation
Cellular component (GO): ribosome; cytosolic large ribosomal subunit
Molecular function (GO): structural constituent of ribosome; RNA binding
Source: RefSeq, a predicted model, not a curated record